Messenger RNA from Misgurnus anguillicaudatus (oriental weatherfish), 3966 nucleotides. The record is from RefSeq and is a predicted model, not a curated record. NCBI's taxonomy places the organism in Eukaryota, Metazoa, Chordata, Actinopteri, Cypriniformes, Cobitidae.
AAAGACCUUGGGGACACGGUGGACCUCCAUGUCGCUCAUGAGGAGACCACACCACCAUCGACACAGGCAGCCGACACACAUCAGGGCGAUGCUCUCAGCUCUGUGAUGUCUGAAUUGACACCAGCUGAUCGAGCCGCCGCUCCCCCAUCUCCUGCGUUAUCAACAGCAGAGGAAGCCUGUCCAGAGGAGAAGGCCAUGGUCAAGGUUGAAGACACUGAGGAGGAGGCGUCAGAGUCUUCUCCUGAUCAUGUGCUUUCUCCAGUGUCUGGUUCAGGCUCUGUCACCAGCUCUCUUACUGAAGGGAGUUCCUCUGUUGUUGAUGACUGGAGUGAGGUUGAGCCCCUCAGCAUGGAACCAGUGCUGUCUCUGCCGUGGAUCGGUGAGGUGGUCCCCAGAGAUGAAAUGAAGCCACCGGCCACCGUGAAAGAAGGUUUUCCAGAAUGGAAAGACCUCUGGUACACGGUGGACUUCAGUGCAUCUCGUAAGGAGACCACCACACCACCAUCCACAAGUGCAGGCGGCCCACAUCAGGAGAACAUCAAGGACCCAAAGACUAAAGAUCUCAAGGCGAGGGCGGAGAUUUUAGUCUUUGAUGUGGUCCGUUUCUCCGGAUGUGGUUAUGUUUCUGCAGAAUUCCGAUUUAAGGUAGGGCGAACAUUGGUGGACUUUGCCCUGACCUCUGAGGAGGCAUGUAGUCUCGUGAGGAAGACUUUGGACCGGGAGAUGCUCCGCCUGCGUAGAGAAGAGAGUUCGCCCCAGAAAUUGAUUCACCUUUACAGGUUCAUAAAGAGGUAUCCCAUGAUUUUUGUAGGCAUGAAGUGCCAACUUUCUUCAUGGGUCCUUGAGGAUCUUUAUGAUUCAGACCUCUCUUCGGAGGAUGAAUCUGAUGAGGUUGUACCUGCUGCUGCCCCUGCUCCUGCUGACCCUCCAGCAGUGAUCCUUCCCUCUCCACCUCCUGCACCUGCUCCUGCUGACCCUCCAGCAGUGAUCCUUCCCUCUCCUCCUCCUGCACCUGCUCCUGCUGACCCUCCAGCAGUGGUCCUUCCCUCUCCUCCUCCUGCACCUGCUCCUGCUGACCCUCCAGCAGUGAUCCUUCCCUCUCCUCCUCCUGCACCUGCACCUGCUCCUGCUGACCCUCCAGCAGUGAUCCUUCCCUCGCCACCUCCUGCACCUGCUCCUGCUGACCCUCCAGCAGUGGUCCUUCCCUCUCCUCCUCCUGCACCUGCUCCUGCUGACCCUCCAGCAGUGAUCCUUCCCUCGCCACCUCCUGCACCUGCUCCUGCUGACCCUCCAGCAGGGGUUCUACCCUCCUCUAGUGUGUCUCAAUCUUCACCUCCGGAUGGGUCGACUGCUCCAGUUGAGACGCCUCAGCCCCAGACGCCUCCAUCCUCUCAGCAAAAUAAAGCUGACGAGGUGGAGAACAUGGAGGUGGAGACUAGUUUACCAUCUCCACCUUCAUCUCCAGAUGGGUCAACCCCUCCGGUUGCGCCGCCUCAGCUACAGACGCCUCCUCAGCCCCAGACGCCUCCAUCCUCUCAGCAGCAUAACGCAGACGAGGUGGAGGACAUGGAGGUGGAGACAAGUUUAAUAUCUCCAUCUUCACCUCCGGAUGGGUCGACUGCUCCAGUUGAGACGCCUCAGCCCCAGACGCCUCCAUCCUCUCAGCUAAAUAAAGCUGACGAGGUGGAGCACAUGGAGGUGGAGACUAGUUAUUCAUCUCCACCUUCAUCUCCAGAUGGGUCAACCCCUCCGGUUGCGCCGCCUCAGCUACAGACGCCUCCAUCCUCUCAGCAGCAUAACGCAGACGAGGUGGAGGACAUGGAGGUGGAGACAAGUUUAAUAUCUCCACCUCCACCUCGAGAUGGCUCAACCGCUCCGGUUGCGCCUCCCCAGCCCCAGACGCCUCCAUCCUCUCAGCAAACUGGUGCAGACAAGGCGGAGGACAUGGAGGUGGAGACUAGUUUACCAUCUCCACCUUCACCUCCAGAUGGCUCAACCGCUCCAGUUGCGCCUCCUCAGCCCCAGCCGUCUUCAUCCUAUCAGCAAAGUAAUGAGAUGGAGCUGACAUCAAUAAUGGCCAGACUCUCUCUCACGGAAACUGAUAUUAAAGCUCAACCUUCACCUCCGUUUGGGUCAACCGCUCUGGUUGCGUCUCCGCAGACGCCUCCUCAGCCCCAAAUGCCUCCUCAGCCCCAAACGCCUCCUCAGCCCCAAACGCCUCCUCAGCCCCAGCCAUCUUCAUCCUCUCAGCAAAGUAAUGAGAUGGAGCUGACGUCAAUAAUGGCCAGACUCUCUCUCACAGAAACUGAUAUUAAAGCUCAACAUUCAUCUCCUCACGGGCUGUUGGCUGAUGUCACGCCACCUCAGGCCAUACUUUCACCUCCUCAGAGACAAGCGCCUCCUCCCGCCUCACCUCCACAGUGUCGCGCUUUUAAGCGUCCGCCUCCUCCGUCACAGGAUGAGAUGAAGCCGACGCCAAAGACGGACAGUCGGAAUAGGCUGUCGGCUGAGGUCACGCCGCCUCCGGCCCAGACACCAUCGUCCGCUCAGCAAAAUAAAGCAGACACUGCCGUGGCCGACUGUUCUUCAGUUUCUCAACCUUCAACUAAUAACAGUCGGCCAAUCCGGCAAGUGUCUCCUCCCGCCUCUCCUACAAAGCGUCGUGCUGUCAAGCGUCCGGCGUCUUCACAGGAUGAUCCGGAUGAGAUGGAGCCGACGCCGAAGAGAAAGAGGCUAAAUGGGCUGGCGGCUGAGGUCACGCCUCCUCCGGCCCAGACGCCAUCAUCCUCUCAGCAAAAUAAAGCAGACGCUGGGGAGGUCGACUGCUCUUCUGUGCCUCAACCUUCACCUCUUCAGAGACAUAUACCUCCUCCCGCCUCUCGUCGCCGUCUUUGGCGUCCGGCUCCGUCUUCACAGGAUGAGAUGGAGCCGACGCCAAAGAGGGCCAAACUUAACAGGCUGUCGGCUGGUGUCACGCCUUCUCCGGCCCAGACGCCAUCAUCCGCUCAGCAAAAUAAAGCAGACACUGCCGUGGCCGACUGUUCUUCAGUUUCUCAACCUUCAACUAAUAACAGUCGGCCAAUCCGGCAAGUGUCUCCUCCCGCCUCUCCUACAAAGCGUCGUGCUCCUAAGCGUCCGGCGUCUUCACAGGAUGAUCCGGAUGAGAUGGAGCCGACGCCAAAGAGGCCCAGGCUGUCCAAUACCGAUAUUAAAGCUCAACAUUCAUCUCCUCACGGGCUGUUGACUGAUGUCACGCCACCUCAGGCCCAACUUUCACCUCCUCACAGACAAGCGCCUCCUCCCGCCUCUCCUGCUCAGCGUCGUGCUGUCAAGCGUCCGGCGUCUUCACAGGAUGAUCCGGAUGAGAUGGAGCCGACGCCGAAGAGAAAGAGGCUAAAUGGGCUGGCGGCUGAGGUCACGCCUCCUCCGGCCCAGACGCCAUCAUCCUCUCAGCAAAAUAAAGCAGACGCUGGGGAGGUCGACUGCUCUUCUGUGCCUCAACCUUCACCUCUUCAGAGACAUAUGCCUCCUCCCGCCUCUCGUCGCCGUCUUUGGCGUCCGGCUCCAUCUUCACAGGAUGAGAUGGAGCCGACGCCAAAGAGGGCCAAACUUAACAGGCUGUCGGCUGGUGUCACGCCUUCUCCGGCCCAGACGCCAUCAUCCGCUCAGCAAAAUAAAGCAGACACUGCCGUGGCCGACUGUUCUUCAGUUUCUCAACCUUCAACUAAUAACAGUCGGCCAAUCCGGCAAGUGUAUCCUCCCGCCUCUUUUCCUAAACGUCGUGCUGUUAAGCGUCCCGCUCCAUCCACUUCACAGGAAGCAUCUGAAGGCAUGGUAUCAGACGCCAAGAGACCCAGACUUCAUGGGUUACUUUAAAAAAAAAAAGAGAAGAAGAAGAAGAGACCCAACUUCACCUCCUCAAACCCCGAGCAGAAAAUAAAUAAAAAUAUUUUGAUAUUAAACAGA